CGAAAAGAAAGAAUCGGGGAAUAAAAGAAACUUAGUAUCACGAAUACAGCUUAUCCGGUAAUUCAAGUUGAUAUAAAGGAAAGAUAUAUCGUCAGAUUCCUGCAAACUGAACGAAAACGAAGGAAGUAUCUUCCUCGGUCGAUCGAGCGGUGUAGCAAGAAAAACCGAGACAGAAAGAAUGUCGAAACGAACUGGCAGUGGCAGCAAUGGUGCUGCAUCCAAGAUCAGUGCUGCGGAAGAGCCUUCAUAUAAUAAGCAGAAGGAUCUCCUAUCCUCCAAUACGGGCGGCCAUUUUUCCCUGUUGAAGGCUCUACAUAUGGCAGACUACAUUACCGAACUGAAUGGAUUCUGCGGUAUAUCGUCCGUCUUCUCCUCCCUGCGCUACUGCCUUGGCGACCCCGCCGACAAGACGAAUCUGUACCUCGCGCUCAUCUUCCUACCCUUCGGACUGUUCUUCGACUUCAUGGACGGCCGAGUCGCGCGGUGGCGGAAGAAGAGCAGUAUGAUGGGCCAAGAGCUGGAUUCGCUGGCUGAUCUGAUAUCCUUCGGUCUAGCUCCCGCCUGCGUCGCGUUCAGCAUCGGAAUGCGCACGCCCCUCGACCACAUCCUGCUCACUAUCUUCGUGCUCUGCGGGCUGACGCGGCUCGCGCGCUUCAACGUGACCGCGAACAGCGGCAACAUCCCCAAGGACGCCUCGGGCAAGGCGAGCUAUUUCGAGGGCACGCCCAUCCCGACGACACUCGGCCUUGACGCAAUGAUGGCGUGGUGGGUUAGCAAGGGAUGGGUCUUGGACCAGGUACCCGGCGGUGUCUGGUUCGAGGGAUCCAUACUGGAGGUCCAUCCUGUCGUAGCGCUUUUCCUUGUCCACGGCUGCUUGAUGUGUAGUAAGACGCUGCAUGUGCCGAAGCCUUAGGACUGCCCUGCCUACAUACAUACCUGGGUAUAGACAAGGGUUUAGGCCAGAGGUUUAGGGAACGAGACAUCCAUAUGUAUUUGUACCGCCACCUAGGUCUUUUUUUUUCUUUUCCGUCUUUGUUGAUAAGGCUGCUCCGUUUAUUUAUUCGUGGUUUCUUUUCGGGUCGGGUGUGGGAGCAGGGGAUGGGGAUGGGGGGUUUUGCAGGGUCGGCGGUUUGAUACCUACUACUUCUACCUAAAGUAAUGAUUAAGGGAUACGUACGUACGGGAGAGGGGAAUUUGCAUGCAUGCGUAGCGCCUGAUUCCUUAAUUUUCGGCGCUUUUUUUUAACGUUUGGCUGGGUGGGUUGAUCGGGUGGUAAAAAGAAAAAAGAAAAGAGGGUACCUACAGAAAAGUAAAGAGAAAGGAAGAGGAGGAAAGAAAGGAGGGGGGGGAAGGGGAGGUGA
This is a messenger RNA of Annulohypoxylon truncatum, 1361 nucleotides long. Its product is annotated as CDP-diacylglycerol--serine O-phosphatidyltransferase. The coding region runs from base 179 to 913 and encodes 244 amino acids. Gene Ontology annotation, cellular component: membrane. Gene Ontology annotation, molecular function: phosphotransferase activity, for other substituted phosphate groups. Gene Ontology annotation, biological process: phospholipid biosynthetic process. The transcript is spliced from 4 exons. Lineage: Eukaryota; Fungi; Ascomycota; Sordariomycetes; Xylariales; Hypoxylaceae. The record is from RefSeq and is a predicted model, not a curated record.